AUGAAGGACGCUACCGGCACCGAAGAUCCUCUUAGCUGGAGGAGGCACCAGCCUGCUCGACCUGCAGGCCCUCCCCAGCUUGUCUCGAUGCCCAAGGCCGAGGCCAAGGCCAUCCCGCGCACCCGGAUCGAGCCCGCCUGGAAGGCCAAGGACAACUGGCGCACCCACGCAGCACCUCUGUCGCAACAGGAGCAGCACCAGCACCAGCAACAGUCUCAACAACAACACCAGCCUCACCAUCAGCAGCAGCAGCACACUAACCAGCACCAGGUGCACUUCAGCCAUGAUGCGCGCGACGCUCCCGCAGCUGCAACGUCGGCGUCCCGCCUCAGCACCAGUCUAGGAAGCACCGGCAGCACCCACCUUGCGGUCCCUUCGGCUGCCAGUGCUCGCGCGACGAACAACUCCAACCCAUGGGCCAACGGAGUUGGGGUGAUUGGCUCCGGAAGGCCAAACUCCUCGCUCAAGCCCAGCAGCAUCGCUAGCAACGGCGCGGGAAGGACGGCCGAUCUGGGCACCUCGCCGCCGCAAUACAGCCGCAGCCCUCCCAUGCACUCCGACAAGUGGUCCUUGACCCAGCCGACGCCCGGUCCAGCGACAAAGCUACGUGCGCUCCAGAUUGGCGGCGGUAUCGGCGGCCGUCUCCAGCCGCUGGACGGCCAACGCGUCCACCCGACACCAGUCAACCGGGCCCUCACGGAAAAGGAGCGCAACGAGAACUGGAUGCUCACCCCGACCAGCUCUCUGCCGAGCCUGCCAGGGACGCCGAGCAAGCCCCGUGACUCGAGCAUCGACAGCGCCAGCAACGUCGCCCAGGCUAACGCCGAGAGGACGCAGGCGGUCGACGCCAAUGCCCUCCAUCGGCGUCGCGAGCACGAGUCUCGAGUCUAUGGAUCGAACGCUCAAACCACUUCGCGCGUCGGAGGACUUUCGAGUGCCUUUUCGGCCUCGCAGCAGCAGUCACUGCCUCGGACGCCCGUCGUCAAUUCGGCAUCGACGUUCGCGUCGGGCGCCUCUCCGGCGACUUCUGGCUCGCUGUUGAGUAGAGGCCUCGGUGGUCCGAUCCACUCUUCGCCCAAGCGGUCGCCGCUGGUCGUGUCGGGCCGUUCUGGCGCGCGUGGGAAUGUCUACGCCGCUCCUGGCCAUGCCUACGGACCUGGCGCUGGACAGCCCGCGGCAGCGACCUCGGCUUGGAGCCCGGGAGCCUCGCCCAAACUCCUUGACCGGACCCUGGCGCCCAUCGCCCGGCUCCCAAUCAUCGAGACCGCCUCGCAGCAGGCGUACAACGACUCUCCUAGCCACCAUGUCUCGACCUCAGUGGCGGGGCUGUCUUCGCUGCGCUCUCCUGGCGCCCUCACGAGGCGGGAUUCGGUCGCCUCUGCCGCAUCCUCGGUACAGGGCGGCUAUAGCCUCUCUCGGUCCCGACGCAGCUCGCAGGUGAUCUCGCCCACUUCGCCGCCCGGGACCUCGAAGCGUGUUGGUGUCUACCGACCGCCUCACCUCCGCAACCGAGGCAGCGUCUCUGGCCUCCGACCCAGCGUGGCCCACUACGAUCGAGUUAGGACCCCGAACCUGCGCGGCCACAGCCGCUCGCGCGAGUCGUCUGUCUCGCUGAGUCGUGGCGGCAGCAGGCCUCCAUCAUCGCUGGCCUUCUACCGCGCCGACACAAUCCCGGAGCAUGGUACUCCCGAUCCCAGCCGCUUCCCGCAUCAUCGCGAGAGGCUGCAGAGCAUGACGUCGGUUGCUGGGUCGAUCAGAGAACGAGAGGACAGCCUUGGCUCCGAGGAUAGGCGAUCAUACCUCGCACACGGCGAGCGGUUCGUGGCUCCGGAUGCCAGGACCAACGAUCCAAGCGACGACCCAGUUCAGGCUGCCAAACUGGCCUUGGACGGUGCAUCUCUGGUGGCAAAGCUCGAGGAACAAUCGAGGAUUGACGACGAGCGCAUCCGGCUCAGCCGCCGGAACCGCUUCGAUCGCUCGAGCGACGAUGUCUUUGCCGAGACGCGUUCGCGCCUUGACAACAGGCCAUUCAAUGACCUUGACGGCGACAAGAGCGGUGCGAACGACGACAGUCACGGCAAGCGCCAACAUGGCGAUGACAUCGAUGCCAUCGACGAUGACAACGAUGUUGAUGAGGACGACGACAACGCCAGCCAGGAAUUCUUUGACCUCUCGGCGGACGAUUUGAUGCACUACGGCGCCUCGGACGGCUAUCCUCUCAGCCGCAACGGAAGCGCAAUCGAAGGGCGUCCGCCGGGCGACAUCUUCGAGGUCGGCGACCGACUCGGGCCCGGUCUCGAGCACGAGGGUCAGAUGAUCCGGAUCGCCGAAACGACCCCGGGCUUUGUCGAUCAGAAUGGCGAUCUGACCGGCAGCCAGCUCGAGGUGGUCAGGAAGCUCGGAGAAGGCAGCUACGCCGUAGUCUACUUGGUCCGCGAGGUGAUGCCCGAAGACCCCCAGCUGACCGAUGCGGACGGGGCGUUCUCCAUCGCCGACGACGAGGAUGCCGAGAUGCAGCCCGCCGCUGCCCGAGCCGCCUUCAUCACCGGGUCGAGACAGGGGCGUCGGUCGGGCUCGAUGCCGCAGUCGCCUGACCCGCAUCCGUCGUAUGCGGCUGCCAGGGCGCUGAUCCACAACGAAGACGAGGCCGAUGAAACCAUGAGGGGCCAGGACUCCGAGGACCUUCUCAGCUCCACGCUCAAGGCACACGUCGACGCUGGCGACACGACGAUGUCGUACCACUCACCAUCACUCGAGCAGCGCCGACGCAAGGACCUGCAGGACGAGCAACAUCAAAUGCAGCAGCAGCAGCAGCAGCAGCAGCCUCGCACCACUCCUUUCACGCCGCGCGAGUUCGCCCUCAAGUGCCUCUGCAAACGCGAUCUGCCAGAGGACAUGCUCGAGAUCCAGCGCCUCGAGGCGACCAUUCAUCAGUCGAUCCCCGCGCAUCCCAACAUCGUGACCCUCUACCGCACCUACGAGACGCAAGACUGGCUCUUCCUGAUCCUCGAGUACUGCCCGGGUCAGGAUCUCUACUACUGGCUCGAGCAGGCGCAGGACACGGACGCUGCCGUUGCCGCAGAUGGGCCCGGCAGGGUCAACGGCGAGGACGACGCGUCGGCCCGACGCUACCAACGCGACAGCGUAUCGCCUCGGCCGGGCGCUGACGGUGACGACAUGAGCGUGGGCGAGUUGGGCACUUCGCUCGACGCGACACCGCCUUCGCCAUCGCUGCUGGCGUCGACAGCUGGCAGUACGCUGCUGUCGCGUCGGCGUGUGCGCCUGAUCUCGCGCAUGUUCCGACAGAUCUGCGAUGCCGUCCAAUUCUGCCACGACCGCGGCAUCAGCCACCGCGACAUCAAGCCGGAGAAUUUCAUCGUCGAGGACCGCCGGUACACGGAAGAGGCUGCGGCUGCCUCUCCGUUUGCGCCGGACCAGAGCGUCAGCACAGUGGCCGACAGCAUGAGAGACACGGAGGCUCGCGUAAUCGUCAAAAUGACCGACUUUGGUCUCGCGACUGCCGACGAGCGCUGCGACGACUUCGACUGCGGCAGCAAGCCCUACAUGGCCUUCGAAUGCCACAACAACGUCUCGUGCGACUACGAUCCCAAGCAGGCCGACGUGUGGUCGCUCGGCGUCGUCCUGCUCAACCUGCUCUUCCACCGCAACCCCUUCACGGAGCCCUCAUCCGACUGCCCGUCGUUUUCCGCCUACUGCUACGACCCGGUCGGCUUCCUGAUGGAUUCAUUCGACGGUCUGACUGAAAAGGUCGCCUGCUACCUCGCCGAGAACGUCUUUUGCUCCGUCGACGUCGAGACCGGCGCCAGGAAGCGCGUCUCUGCCGGCGAGCUGUCGCGCUGGGCUCUCGGACUCGUUGAGCACCUGGACCUCAACGGUCCUGGCCCUGGACGCAUCUCCCGCGGCGCCUCGAUGUACGCUACCACGCCGCUGAUCCACUCGAGGACCACGUCCAUCUCGACGCUGCCAUCAAUGCUCGGAUCGCCCAAGGGUCGCUCGCGGUCGAUCGCCCGGGAGGGCAGCAUCGACCUGCAGGGCCUCAACGACUUCAAUACGGACGGCCUCUACCGCUCAAGCUUCUUCGGCGGGCUGCGGGACAGCAUCUCGCCUGGGCCAGGUCUCUUUACCCCAGACGUCUUGCCGUCGCCUCGCUUCACCCCGUCGCCUCGGCCUGCCGAGCGCAACCCGUUCGACGCCCAGUAUGGCCGCGCGUCGCCGCUCCCGCCGGCGCAGAGCCCAGAGCAGCAGAGCGAGCCCGUCAAAGGGUCUGCCCUGCGUCAGGAGGUUGUGCUGGACCAGCACUCCUCUCCGCGGACGACGGUCGACUCCGACUACCAGGAACGUCUGGACCGCGACGAGGUCGACGCCAUGCUGCAGUGCGAGUCCAAAGCGCCCGGGACCUCGGCGGAAGAAGACCUUCGGCCGUCGUCGUCACAUCGCAAAAGCCUGGUGCUUGAUGCCGGCAGUCUGCCUGCCAUCAUCGAUGUCGAGGACGACGUUGAAGAGAUGUCUGACAAGCAUUCGGCAACAGCGGCUGAGGCUCCCGCGGAGAAGUCCGUUCCCGCAGAGCAGUCGGACGAUAUAUCCAACGACAACGGCAUCGGCAACAGCAGCGACCAUGAGACGGACCCGGACGGCGACGACGAGUCGGCUGCGGUCGCGCCCGGCGAGGCUGGCGAAGGAGAUUGCGGCGACGACCCGUCCGAGCCUUCGACCGAAGCGACAACUGCCAAGCCAGCAAGCAUCACAGCAUCGAAUCACUCAAAGCGCCGAAAGCGCGGGGCCAGAAAGGGAAGGACGCUGGCCAAGCAGCUCAAGCGGUCGCAGUCGGUCGAGAACCUCUCACGCGUGACCGACAUCGACGUCGAGGCGCAGGCCCGGGACGCCACGAUCCGCGAGCUGGCCCUUGCCUCGGAGACUCUGGCACGUCAGAUGAGCAAGAUGAGUGGCAAACAGGCCGAUGCCGAGGAUGCCCGGUCGGCCGCCGUUCCCAGCGUCAGCCUGUCGCCCCCAACCGCCGCUGCAGCGGCCAAGUUCAACCUGCAAGUCCUGUCUCCGGUGCAGCGAGCGGACCUCGGCGCCGCUGAUGCCGCAGCCAACACUGCGACCAGCCUGGUCAAUGGACGCGCUUCAACCGACCGUGCCAGCCUGGCCGAGACUGCCUCAACCGUCUCUUCCAAUUGGUCAUCGGCUGCUCAGCGACGCGAGCGGAUCAAUGAGCGCAAGGCCGGCGCCGCACCUACGCUACAGGACUCAGGGCGCUCGAAGCCCAUGUCGUGGCGAGAGAGGAACCCGUCUACGACGACAUUCUCUUCGCUGGCCUCCAACAGCACCGUGUCGAGCCGCAGCUCGGUCUCUUCGGAAUCCUCGAGCGUCUAUUCGACCGCGUCGGCGCCGGCGGCCCUCACGAAGCGCGACCCCUCGCUGCGGUCGCGGUCGCGAGCGAGUGGGCUGCUCAGCGUCACCGGUCUCGGCACCAUCUCGGAGCGCGAGAAGCCGCAGCGCAAGGAGGUCGACGCCAGCUAUCUCGCCGGCAUCUUCGGAGGCGACGAGGCGAGAGCGAUGGACAAGAAGCGCCGAGAGGCUCGGGAAAAGGCAAAGGCCGAGGCCGAGCGGGAGCGAGGCAAGGGCAAGCUCCUCGAGCUGCUCCAAGACACCAAGAGCAAGGACAGUGUGGGCGACAAGGACAAGGCGGCAAGGAAGGACACCGGCCUCAGCCGCCAGAGCACCCACGACAGCCAAGCCUCCGCAGCCGCAUCGCCUUCGCCGUCGACGUCGUUUGUCUCGCGCUUCCGGCGACCGGGCUCGUCUUCGUCGGCCAAGAGCAAGGAUUCGGCAUUCAAGGCCAUCGAUGCGUCGGGCGCCUCGAACGCGUCGUCAUCGCCGUCCAAGCCCGCCUCGAUGUCGCCCCCUGUUCCGGUUACCGGGAGCAUCGGAGGUGGUCUCGGCCUCCGGCGUGACGCCGCCACGAGCGCCAGCAGCCUGCAGACCGCGUUGGAGCCGCGUGAGGUCGGUGCAGGCGCGACCCGCUCGGCAUCGCUCCGAAGAUCUGGUGACAAGAAUCAGCUCAACGGCGACAGCAACGUGGCGCCCAUGAGCGAGGCGGCCCCGCAUCGCGGUGGGUCUUUACGCUCUCCCUCGCAGGCGUCGUUUGUCAGUCUUGCCGGCAAAUCGACAGCUUCACACCUGGCGCCGCUGUCGUCGCCCUCGGCAUCGUCAUCGCACGUUCCCGAGGCGGGUUGCAGCGAUGCCGCCGCUCCGACAACUGCCCCGGCCCCGGUGGCCAAGAAGAGGGGCAUGGGCAAGUUCUUUUCGGGCAUGCGUGACACGCUCAUGAAUCGUUGA
This is a messenger RNA of Pseudozyma flocculosa PF-1, 6363 nucleotides long. RefSeq lists its product as uncharacterized. The transcript is spliced from 2 exons. Lineage: Eukaryota; Fungi; Basidiomycota; Ustilaginomycetes; Ustilaginales; Ustilaginaceae. Gene Ontology annotation, biological process: intracellular signal transduction; protein phosphorylation. The record is from RefSeq and is a predicted model, not a curated record. Gene Ontology annotation, molecular function: ATP binding; protein serine/threonine kinase activity. The coding region runs from base 1 to 6363 and encodes 2120 amino acids.